AUGGAAACAGUGACAGCUUUGCAAACAUCAGAGAAUGUUACUAUGUUUAGUAACGUGACUGGGAUCUCUGCAACACCUGGUCCAUCAACUCUGAAAAUGGUCUUCGACAUUGCCAUCAACGUUAUGUUGAUAACCAUUAUGUUUGGAAUGGGAAGCAUCACCGAAAUAGCGCCCCUUUUGAAACACAUCAAACGACCAUUUGGAAUACUUAUUGGGAUGAUGUCACAGUUUGUUGUCUUGCCAUUGGUUACUUUUGGUCUGGCGCAUGCGUUGACGCUGCCUAAUGUUCCUGCGCUAGGAAUGCUGGUAAUGGGCUGCUGUCCGAGUGGUUCCACGUCCAAUGUGUUCUCGUAUUGGGUGGACGGCGACGUUCCGCUCAGUAUAUCCAUGACUACAGCGUCCACGGUUCUCGCCUUCGGCUUGAUGCCUCUAAACCUGCUGAUCUACAGCGGAAGUUGGACUGAUGACAACCUUGUUAUACCAUAUAUCAACUUACUUACCGCUUUCGCAAUGACCAUCACACCUGUCCUUCUUGGAAUUUUACUCCGUUGGAAGUUCCCCAAAAUUGCCAUGGUUGUUGUUAAGAUCGGUAGUAUAGCAGGUGCGCUGUCCGUCAUCCUUAAUCUGACGUUGCUCAGUUUGCUGUACCCCUUCAUGUACAACGCCUCUUGGAAAAUCUACCUCGGUGCAUUCCUUCUUCCCUUCAUUGGGUUUCUGUUUGGUUAUGUUGUGGCCUCCAUAUUUAGAAUGGAACACUUCCAAAGGAGAACGGUGGCGCUGGAAACGGGGAUUCAGAACUUCCCCCUUUGUAUGACGUUACUGACACUGUCGUUUACCAAGAGCAGGUUCGCCGAGAUUUCACUGUUUCCCUUACUAUAUGGGGUGACAUGUCUUUUGGCCAGUGUGGUGUUUGCAGUGGUAUAUAGAGUGGUGAACGUCAUCAAAGGGAAAGUUCAGAAACAAGAAGUUAUGGAAAACUGCAAUGGGGAAAAUAUACAAGAGAAAAUAGAAACCGAAAACUCAGUUUGUCGAUCAAUUAGAUUUUGA
Molecule: messenger RNA, 1047 nt
Organism: Ostrea edulis (European flat oyster)
Lineage: Eukaryota; Metazoa; Mollusca; Bivalvia; Ostreida; Ostreidae
Product: ileal sodium/bile acid cotransporter-like
Exons: 3
Coding region: 1-1047 (348 amino acids)
Biological process (GO): bile acid and bile salt transport
Cellular component (GO): membrane
Molecular function (GO): bile acid:sodium symporter activity
Source: RefSeq, a predicted model, not a curated record